AUGUCGUCUACGGGAUCACCCGAGGCCAGUGCCUCUUCGACCCAGGUCAAACGAGGCGCACGAGCGUGUAAGUGCCAUCACCUACCGAGGACCUUCUCGGCCGACCGUCCCAUCCACUGCGCUCUCCGCCAUCGCUGAUGAUCGUUUCGCUCCCUUCACAGGUGUCCGCUGUCGAGCCGGAAAAGCACGAUGUGUCGCACCCUCGGGCAACCCACCGCAAGUUCUCUCCCUGACCGAGUGACCCGAGCUUCGGCAAAGUGGCCGAGGCCAGCGCUGAACCAGGAAAGCUCGCUUACCUUUCAACGACCUUGCACUCUUCAGAUGCGAGAGGUGUAAGAACUCAAACUCGGCCUGCGUGUUCGAGACGCCCAUGCAUGCCAAAGCCGUCGACGAGGAAAGGAUCGAGCGCAUGGAAUCCAGUCAGUCCAAAUCCCCAAGACUUCUGCUUGAAGAACCUCUGCCUACUAACCACUCUUGGCCCCUUCUGUUCUACCGCGCACCGAAAUAAAGCUCUCAAUGCGCUUUCCAACAACGUCGAGCGGUUGAUGGAGGCUUUCGGCAAGCAAGUUUCGUCGGCUGGCGAAUCACCAGCAGGAACCACCUCGAGUCGGAUCACCUCCGAGUUCGGUGCCGUCGCACCGGCGUACCCCCCCACUUUCCUGCCGCACCCCAACAACCCUGCCCUUCGACUCCCCGCUGCUUGGAACGCCCAGUCACCUUCGAACCCCAUGGCCUGGCCGCAAGACCCCAACGCUCCCGGCGUCGACCCACUCGCGAGCAACGCCAUGUCGAUCCCGAUUCCGAUCACCACCGCCGCACUCGAAUCAGGGUAUCCCUCUAAUACUGCGCCAGCACCACCGACGUUCGCUCACAUCCCAGCUUCUGCGAACUCCCACAAAAGGAACAGUGAUGGUUUGUUCGAUGGGGAAGCAUCAACGAGUCGGAGGGCAACGAAGUUUCCUCCGUUGCCCGGAUAUCGAGCUCCCCCACAUCCAAUCUCGACAUGUCAGUGAAUUCACUCUCUCAGUUCGGUGUAAGGCACUCUCUGAUUCCCGUUCUUACACAGAUGGCAUCAUUCCCUCUCGAGCGCAGUCCGAAGACGGCGAAGACGAUGCCUUGCCUUCCGAGUCGCUCACAGCCCCAUUCGAAGCCCUCGCCCAGGCGGCAGCCGAAGCCUCGGGGGACAUGAACACGCGAGCUACAGGAAGUGGCUACCUGACCCCUUUGGUCCACAAAGGUCGACCUCGGAAACGACCUCGAACUCAAGUCGUACCACCCCCGAACGCCUUUCCUGACGUUGUCGAAAAGGGCCAAGUCGAGGAUUCGACCGCGCGCGACGUCUUUGACAUCUUCAUCCAGAAUUGUCUCCCCUUCUUUCCCAUUCUCGACCCGGAUUACGAUCAGUACGGCUCGAUUCGAGAGCGGACACCAUGGUCCCUCAAUUCCAUUAUUGCCGUCGCCGCGACGAGGAUGGCCCAUUCGACGCCGGCAAUCCGAGCCGCUGCCGAAUACGGAUUGGAGGAGUCGCAGGGCAUUGCUCGAUCGUCAUUGUUCUGUCCGACAGUACGAAUCGAGGGUUGCAGCUCGAUGGCGAUCCUCGCGGCGUGGUCUGAACCAGGUUAUCUCGCAGGAGGGCACGCGCUACGCAUGGCCGAGGAACUGAACCUGCAUCGCGCAUUGGAGAAGCUCGUCGACGGAUCAAGAGAACGGUCCCUCACCGAACAACGCAACCUCGUCAUCUCGGCCAGGAUAUGGCUCUGCCUCUCCUUGCUCAACUACACCCUCUGCGCCAGCUCGGGUAGACCCCAUAACUUACAACAUGAUCUCGUCUCGUCGGAAAAACUCGACGCCUUCUUGGACCACCCCUUCCAUAUCGAGUCGGACGCUUGGCUCGUGGCCCAGUUCGAGUUGAUCGAGGCAAGGAGUAGGAUCGAGUCGAUGCAUGUGGUGAGCAUCACGUCGCAGAUUAUCGAAUUUGCAAGGAGGACGGCCAAGGAUCUGAGGGCAUGGCACGUCAAGUGGGACAGUAUCCUUGGUGAAUUACAAUAAACGGACAAAUCACGUCGAGGCUUUUGACUGACAUUGUGGCCUUUCCUCAGCGCGAAAGCAAUUGGACGAAUCCGUACAACGGCGUCGACUGCAACUGUCGCUCAAUACGACACUCCUCUUCCUCUACACAACCCUGCUCAAGAGACAAAGUCUCGGAUCCGCCGAGUCUCUGCCUGUGGUGAGCUGGCUCACUAAACUCCUCUCCCUCUCGAGCAGCUAAAAUGGCUGAUUCAAUAAGCGUUUCUAUAUCCAGGACGCUCGAGAGUUUGCCAUGUUGGCUCGUCAAGCCGCGAGUGUGAUCCUCAAUGUCGCGGCGCUGCCCUCAUUCCGCACGGCUAUCCGAUUCGCCACUCAGGACGUCUUCAUCGAGAUCAGUUGUGAGUGAAACUCGGUACAGCUAGCGACAAUGAGUACUUUGGACUCACCCCUCCCCUGCCUUUCCACUCUAGUCGCCUGCCUGCUCUACCUCAAGCUCUCUCGCCUCUUCCCCGAAGGCUUGGAUCUCUACGCCGUCGCCAAACAAUGCUGCGACCUCUAUUCUUGGCUUCGAGAAUAUCAAGCCCAACGCUUCAGUCUGACGAUCAAGAUCGCGGUUGAACGGUUCUCUGCUUCCGCCGGGUUCGCCAGUGACAUCUCGGCACUGUUCAACAAACUCGAGGCUUCGUCGAGCGGUGGAGGGUCAACGCAUUCAUUAGCGACGACGUUGAACGCCGCUUUGAAUCAUGCCGGCGGCGCGAUGUACGGUGCUAGAGGAGCAGCGACCAGCGGGACCAGCGGGAAUACGAACGGACCCAAUCCUGGUGGAGGAGAAGCCCAGAACGGAGCUGGCUUACUCGGUGACCCGAACGGGCUUCCCAAUUCGGCCCUUGCGGGAAUCUGGCCCAACCCCGCCGGACUCGGCUCCGUUGAUGUGCUUUCCCUCCCCGUGUCGGAUAGUAAUUGGGUCGGAUCCGAGGUCUUGCCCGAGUGGUUGCAAGGUGAUGAGGUACGUCGACUUCAACGCGUUCUUUGAUCAUUGGUAGUGUGAGAGGAAACUGACUCGAGCUUGGCCAACCUUUGUAGGAUUGGACUCUGGACUCGGCUUUCAACGACGGUAUCGAUCGCUUGUUCUUGCCCCAGUAAGCUCUGGUGACCGACUCUCGACUAUCAUGUCGAUCAUCCGGCACUGACUGGCCCUGCUUUAUAUUGGAACAGGUGGAUGACGUCGAUGGCACCGGACACGUUCAACCACGAGUGGUGA
This is a messenger RNA of Microbotryum saponariae, 3289 nucleotides long. The record is from the annotation of a GenBank genome assembly. NCBI's taxonomy places the organism in Eukaryota, Fungi, Basidiomycota, Microbotryomycetes, Microbotryales, Microbotryaceae.